Messenger RNA from Etheostoma spectabile (orangethroat darter), 3857 nucleotides. RefSeq names its product mitochondrial uncoupling protein 2. Lineage: Eukaryota; Metazoa; Chordata; Actinopteri; Perciformes; Percidae. The record is from RefSeq and is a predicted model, not a curated record. Gene Ontology annotation, biological process: transmembrane transport. The transcript has 6 exons. The coding region runs from base 410 to 1345 and encodes 311 amino acids.
AUAAAAGAGUCAACAUCUGGGGCAGGAAGCCUCCGACACUCGGCUUCAGUCCGUCCAUUAGCCUACUGCAGGCGGUGUUUGCGUUGAUUUGCAGCGCGGAGCCCGGAUGUUUCUGUACUCUUUAAAAGUGGCAUGAGAAGUUGGAGCCUUUUUUUAUGGCUAACGGUAACGGCACAAAAAGAGGACUUGGCUUUCAAAAGUCAAACUUUUCCAUACCUGAAACUCAACGUCGGCUCAGGUAGCACACCUGGAUCUAUCGUGACGCUUCAGAGGAUUGACUUGAUUAAAUAUUCCAGUUCUUGUAUACAAUGCUUUAAAGCGCACACGGGACAGGAUCUGCCUGUCUGCCUUCCGUUUGUAUUGUUCCUAAUUCUCUGUUGAUCCUCUGGGCUGAGCUGUGUCAUUAAUCAUGGUUGCUGGAGGAAGUGCUGAUCUGGCCCCAACAGCCGCUGUCAAGAUCUUUUCAGCCGGAGCAGCUGGCUGUGUGGCCGAGCUGGUCACUUUCCCUCUGGACACAGCCAAAGUCCGACUGCAGAUUCAAGGUGAAUCCAAGUCCUCAUUGAAAGGCCAGAGGAUGAAAUACAGAGGUGUGUUUGGCACCAUCAUCACCAUGGUGAAGACGGAGGGCCCGAGAAGUCUGUACAACGGACUGGUGGCAGGGCUGCACAGACAGAUGGGCUUUGCCUCAGUCCGCAUUGGCCUGUACGACACCAUGAAGCAGUUCUACACCAGAGGGUCAGAAAAUGCAGGAAUCGGGACUCGGCUGCUGGCGGGCUGCAGCACCGGAGCGAUGGCGGUGGCCUUUGCUCAGCCCACUGAUGUGGUGAAAAUCCGGCUCCAGGCUCAGGUCCACCAGCCCAAGAGCAACUCUGUGAAGAGAUACAGCAGCACUUUUGAUGCCUACAAGACCAUCGCCAGACAGGAGGGCAUUAGAGGGCUCUGGAAGGGUUGUCUGCCAAAUAUAACUCGUAAUGCCAUCGUAAACUGCUCCGAGCUGGUGACAUAUGACAUCAUUAAGGAGCUCAUACUCAAGUAUGACCUGAUGACAGACAAUAUGCCGUGUCACUUCACAGCAGGCUUCGCGGCAGGUUUCUGCACCACCGUCGUAGCAUCUCCGGUGGAUGUUGUGAAAACACGCUACAUGAAUUCAGCACCUGGGACGUACAGCAGUGCUAUUAACUGUGCAUUAACCAUGCUGACGAAAGAGGGACCCACAGCUUUCUAUAAGGGAUUUGUGCCCUCCUUUCUUCGCCUGGGUUCCUGGAACAUUGUGAUGUUUAUGAGCUACGAGCAAAUUAAGAGAGCUGUCACGAGAUUUCAACAGUCCCGGGACUCUUCGCUCUGACCUGUCUGGCAGCUGGUUUGUCACUGGAUUGGUGUUAUUGUUGUAGCAAAGCUAGGACAGUCUGCACCACACGGCACACACUUAGAAGAGACAGUGCGGUUAGACUGCUGCUGGUCUCGACCUGUUUUGCCUCAGGGAUUAAAUUGCACAUUUAAUUAUGGAAGCCUAUCUCAAAGGAAAAACUCCAGGAAUGAUUAAUAUUGAAAUGUUACUGACUUGUACACAUCUUUUCUAGCAAUUUUUCUAAUAAUGUUUUCAAUUGGCCUUUUUCACAGAAAAGAAUGAAUGAUAAUAAAUAAUGUUUUGGCUUGUCCUAGUAUUGUGCUGACUCACUGUUAAGGCUACGGAGACACUUACCUGAGUCAUUGGUAAAGUUGUGACUAACACUUGCUUUCCUACAAUCACAAAUCAAAAUGUCUGCUGUAAAAAACUCCCAUUCACAGAGUGAGGUCUGGUGUGGAUGGGGAUGCAGGGUUUACCCGGGUCAGAUUUACAGUACAUUUAUUGAGCACAGUCAUUUAUUGGUUCAUUGGUCUUGGUUGGGUGUUGCAUUUAAUAUCUUGUUCCUGGUAAAACAUUUAUGUUUUUAUGAUGUGAAAAAAUUGGAGUUGAUGGAUGUACCUGUCGAAGUGGGAGUUCUCUGUUUUCCAGAGUCUCUUAAUAUUUAAAAUGUCAGAAAAAUACUCAUCCCAAUUUCAUUGGUCUGACUAAACACUCCCAAGACCAAAAUUAGUUCAGAUUCACUGUCACAUAAAACAAGAAAAAACAGCAAAUCCUCCCAAUGGAGAACCUGGAACUUGGAGCAUUUGAUUUGACUGAUAGUUGUUUUUCUGUCAGUUGACUAAUUCAUUUAUCAACUUACCAUGUUUGCUCUAUCAGGAAUGAGCCACAGUUCUGAAGGCUAUACUGCCAAAGUAAAUUUCAGGAAUUUACCACUUAAAACCUAAAAAUCCAAUCCAAUGUAUCCUUGUAUCUAUGAAGGGUACACACUAUAUAGAAAUAGAAAAGUCUAAAUGUAAUACUGUAGGCAUCAGUGAAGCAUACAAUUAAAACAGACACUGUAACCACACCAACAAGACAUAAUCCACAUGUGAAAUACAGUAUGAAUGGAAUAAACCAGGAAUGGGUUUUUAAAAUAAAUAAAUAGAUAAAUAACCCACGUUUCGUACAUGACAAACCCCACCAACUGUCACUCCAUACCUGCUCUACUACUGGAGGCUGUUAUAGAUACUCCACUGUAUAAUCCCUUUUAUAUGUGACCAUUCAAGGGAACAAUGUGAUGAUAAAACACCCCCUAACUGAGAUACGGCUCAAUGCUGACACUUUUCAGACAUGACUCAGGCUUUUUUUUCUCCUAAUAGCCAAGUUUACAUUAAGAAUAGGCUUUUAAUAUGUUAUAUCCUAAUUCAAUAUCAUUUUGGCAAUUAAGUGAUUAUCAUUUGAUGUCUAAAGCUGUAUAUAUGAGCUCCACAUGUUUCUUUGCAGAAAUAACUGGCUUCUCCAUCAAACAAUGCAGAGAUACGGAGGGGAAAGAGGAGAUAAAAGAAUCAGCUGACAGACACGAAAAUUGCCCAAUUUGAGUCUUGAGGGACAAAAGAGGCUGCUGACAAAGAUGUAACUGAAGUCUGCGGUGUAACAAAAGCCUCUAAACAUGCUCCACCUUGGUAAUCAGCUCCUGUAGUGUCAGUGAGGUUUCUCCAUGGUUCAAUUAGUAUGGCAAGCUGUUCUGGGCCAUAUGGCACUCUGGCUAACCCGCACGCGUGUUUAGGCCACCUAAUUGAGUUGGGACACACAAAGAUUUUGAACAAGUGAUGAGUUUGACAAGAUUACCUUUGGCCUUUCAUUAAAAGACAUACAGGUAAAUGUUAAGGGGGGAACUGUGAGUAAAUCAAGUGGCAGGAGUCUCGGCACACAGACGAUCAGAGAUAUCGAGUGUGGGUGAGAAGUUCAAGUUCACUGUACCAACUGUGACCAACUUUUUUUCUGACUCGAGGAAACAGAUAUGUUUUUACCAGAUAUGAUAAUAUCUUCCUAUUGUGCAAUCAGAUGUUUACAAUGGGUGUUGCUUGUCAUCUGGCUGAACCAGUUUUCUCACAUUCAGAUGAUGAUGAUGCACUUCACCAAUGUCAAGUUCAAAAAAGCAACCUAAAAAGUAACCUAAAAUUAGAAGCAGUCUGUUUAUGAUAAUUUAAUUAAUAUUAAUAAUCGUAAUUGUGCUUAAGGAUCUCUGUUUUAUUGGCCCAAUAUAAGGGGGCAACUAUAAAAAAAAAAAGUCUGACCUUUUUUGAGCAUUAUGUCAAUAUUUGUCAGUAGAAUAUAGUGUUUGAAGAAUGAUGAUUGGACAGUUGGAUUUAUGAAACCACGUGAGUUUUUUUGUAUUGUCUUCCUCACUCAAAGAGACUCUUGCUUGAAAUGUCCAAGUCAAAAGUUUGAGACUGUAUUGCCAGAUUUGCAAAAAAAAAAAGGUUGACAUGUACUUCCUCUAUACGUAAUAAACCAUCCAUUGUCUGUG